AUGGGAGAGAACGAAACAAACCAACGCCCAUUGAGUGAGCACUUCACUCCUUCGACCUAUACGUCGACUUCAUGCAUUAGGGUUCCUGCUGUUCAGGUAGCCCAAUAUGAGAUUAAGUUCAGUGUUAUUCAAAUGCUCUCAUCUUUUUAUGGACUUAAUAAUAAGGAACCCUACAAACAUUUGGAUGAAUUUUUAGAGAUACGCUCAACUGUUAAAAUCCAGAAUUUUUUUGAAGAUGCUCUGAGGUUGAUCGUGUUCCCAUUUUCCCUCAAGGAUAAAGCCAAACAAUGGCUCAAUUCCUUGGAUGCUGUAGUGAUCACUACUUGGGCGCAGAUACAACAAGCGUUUCUGAAAAAGCAUUUCCCCAUAGGUCAGACCAAUCAUAUUAGGCAAGCCAUCACUAGCUUUUCGCAAAUUGAUGGUGAGCAAUUUCAUGAGACUUGGGAAAGACUUAAGGACUUGAUUAGAAAGUGUCCCCAUCAUGCUGUACCUAAGUGGCGGUUAGUUCAAUGCUUUUAUGAUGGACUGACUGAUAGAAAUAGACAGAUGGUGGAUGCUUCUUGUGGAGGUACAUUCAUUCAUAAGAGUGAGAAUGAGGCUUGGCAAUUGUUCGAGACCCUUAGUGAGAAUUCAUUGUAUCAUGUGUCGGCCUCUAGGACUGAAAUUCCCAUGAGUGGACCCCAAAGAAAAGGUGGCCUCUAUGAGGUAGGUCAAUUUGUGGCCAUAAACACCAAAGUGGACAUGCUCUCUCAGAAGUUAGAUCAUUUGUUAUCUAUAGGGCAGAUUCCUAGGCCAACAAAUUCUCCUCAAACCUUUCAGGAUGUUUGCACUCUUUGCACCAAUCCUUCCCAUUAUAUGAGUGAGUAUCCCUUAGCUGGGCAAUUCCCUGAAUAUGUUCAAGAACAAGCCCAGGCUGCACAGAGUUUCUCUAAAUUGGGUAAUGAUCCAUUCUCUAAUACCUAUAACCUUGGUUGGAGGAACCACCCAAACUUUGGUUGGAAACAACCUAAUGGAUUCCAGGCUCCACCCUAUAGGCAGAAUUUUUCCAAUCAAUGGAAUGCUUAUAGAGAGCCACAACAACCACUUCCUCUCCGCCUAUGA
Telopea speciosissima is the source of this 1101-nucleotide messenger RNA. RefSeq lists its product as uncharacterized. The record is from RefSeq and is a predicted model, not a curated record. NCBI's taxonomy places the organism in Eukaryota, Viridiplantae, Streptophyta, Magnoliopsida, Proteales, Proteaceae. The transcript has a single exon. Bases 1 to 1101 code for a protein of 366 amino acids.